Molecule: messenger RNA, 3105 nt
Organism: Gadus macrocephalus (Pacific cod)
Lineage: Eukaryota; Metazoa; Chordata; Actinopteri; Gadiformes; Gadidae
Product: homeobox protein Hox-D11a-like
Exons: 4
Biological process (GO): anatomical structure development; regulation of transcription by RNA polymerase II
Cellular component (GO): nucleus
Molecular function (GO): DNA-binding transcription factor activity, RNA polymerase II-specific; RNA polymerase II cis-regulatory region sequence-specific DNA binding
Source: RefSeq, a predicted model, not a curated record
GACCCGGGGCAGGGUCUCCGGGACCCGGGGCAGGGUCUCCGGGACUACGGCUCGGCCUGGCUGGACAACAGCUCCACCAAACCUCCGGAUUGCCGACAUUACCGCUACGAGCCGAGGCAGCAGUACCGCCACCAGGGCGGUCAGUGGUCCGUGUACCACCAGACCAGCCACCACCACCACCACCACCUGGCCCCGGCGCCGUCCUACCUCUCACCGGAGGACUCGGCGCUCCCGUCGACCACUGAAGGAGGGUUCAACCCAAGCGAGCGUUUUCUAGGAUACGAUCCUGCAGGGACGGUGUACGGGGGACCCGGUGCUGCGCGGUACCAGGUGGCGGCGUUCAGUGGCAGCAGCGGUGUAGGGUCUAGAGCGUUCCCCCCCGCUGGUCACUGCGGGUCCAAGCCGCCCCCGGGGCUCCGCCCGUCCGCAGGCCGGAGCAGGGUUUUGCCUCCGGGUUUCGACUCCUUCAUCGAGGCGGCAGAAGAGGAGCGGCUUGGUAAGAACCGCUGCUCAGCAGAGAGCCUGCAGACGGAGACCAGGCGAGCCGGCCGCAGAGAGCCCGGCCCCGGGACAGUGUGUGUGGAGAAGACGGGGCACCUGGACCCCCCCAAAGCAGUGUUGGAAGAGGAAUACUUGGCUUCCUCCACCCAGGAGGACCCCAAAGAGCCAGGGUCUCCCGAGCGGAGGAAGAAGCGUUGUCCGUACACCAAGCAGCAGCUCAGGGAGCUGGAGAGGGAGUUCCUCUUCAGCGUGUACAUCAACAAAGAGAGGCGCCUGCAGCUGUCUCGCCUUCUGUGUCUCACCGACAGACAAGUGAAGAUCUGGUUCCAGAACAGGAGGAUGAAGGAGAAGAAGCUGAACAGAGACCGACUCCACUACUAUAAAGGAAACCCUCUAUUCUGAUGAGGAACACAGUAAUCGGGGGGGAAUGGAUGGAUGCAUGGAUACAUGGGAUAGAUGGAUGGAUGAAUAGAUGACUGCACAGACCUAUUGAUAGAUGGAUGAAAAAUCAGCUAUUCAAUAACAAUGUAUUGACUGAUGGUUAAUGGAUGAUGGACCAUGGAAGAGAGAAGCCUGCAUCAGUCUCCUCUAUUCAGCACAGAGAAAGCCGCAACUUUGUCAUUCAACACUAUUCACCUUUGCAAGUGUCGACUCCCAAAUUCAAUCAAGAUUCAAGGACCAGAUUUACCCCCUAAACUAUCUGAAACCAAAAAUUCUUUGUCUUCAAUUGGAAAUGUAGACGACCAUUGACUAUUCAUUACACUGACCAUGUUUCUCUCACAUUCUUUUCAUUAGCUAACAGAAACAAUAGUGAAUGCAAUACGUUCACACAGGAAACAGGACAUUAAGUCAUAAAUACCAAACAUCUGGUCUCCAUGCCUCUAUAUGUCAUCAAAGCUGUACCUGAGAGCCAGAAUAUAAAAUACGCUGAUUGCUUUCAGACUGCACCUUAGUGUGAAUGUUAACGUUGCAAGGAUUCUUUCAUUGAGCUCCUUUUGGAUCUUUAUGGGAUUUUUGGAGCUUUCAAAAGCAAACUUGUUGUUAAGCAGAAGGGACCCGCUUUCCUCCUGGUUCCCAUGCUUUGUUUAUUGCUGUGUAAAAGCUUUAAAUGAGUCAUGUCCUUUACAUACACAAUGUACAGAACAAACUUUGUAUUUCUGUUCCACUCUUGUCCAAACUGCUCACCAAAUACAGGGGGAGAAGGCUCCUCAAUUCUCUCCACCACUCCUCAUUAACUAGUUCUGUGAAAUGGAAACCUCCUCCAUUUUGCCGGCCUUUCAAUGCACCAUUAAGGAGGGGUCUGGAACUGCUCUUGGAUUUACGGUGCCCACGGCAGAGCACAAGUUGUCCGGCGGCGCAGCUGCAAUAAUGUACCAUGAACUCUGCUCAGGCUUCACCUCAGAUGCUUUCAGUCUCAUGUCUGGGGUCCUAGACUGUUUCACCUGGGUUUAAAUCCCCUUGAUCAAACAUUAAAAAGGAUCAUCUUUAAAAAAGAAAAUGUACCAUCCAUUAUUGUGCAUUGUUUGGUAUGGGUGUUAUGUUGUGCUCUGUUGUCAACCCACAUAACAAUAGUAGUCAUUUGUGUGGGGAUUUAGAUAGCUCCAAUGCCUACCAAUAGUUUAAGCCCUCCUGAAGCUGUUUUCUAUUAUCUGUUUCAAUAACUUUGAAAGUCUUCAAUUCAACUAUACAUUUUGAAAAUAUUUGUUGAUUUGAGUUUAUAAUUACCAUUGGUGUUUAUUUUCCUUUAUGUCUGUCCUCAUCUAGCACCACAGACUUUAAUGGCAAUGUGCACAAAACAAACAACAUCGUUAACUGAAAUUGAUACUUUACUUCAAGAAGCUCCUGGUCUUGGAGCAAGUAGCUCGUCAUGUUACCGGCCUGCGAACAGCCUGUUACCGGCCUAUUACCAUCCUGCUACCGGCCUCUUACCGGCCUGCUUAGGAGCAGCAGGGAGAAUUCAACUCAUGGGACAAAUACGUUUAUUGUAUCACAAAUAUUGACAUCAUAUCAUUCUUUUGUUGAUGUUGUUUGUCUAAUGUUUGUAAUGUAAGGUCUUUAUGUGUACUGUUUACAGCGAAACAUUAUGUUUUCUCUUUGUGCUUUAUCGCUUCCAUGUUAUGCAUAUGUUGGAUGUGCACAUAAGCUUAAUGCUUUACUUCCAGAUAAAUCACAUAGUAAAAUUUACCAAAUCCAUAAUGCAACUUUUGAAAUUAUAUCAGAAAUAGUUUGACCUAGGUGUUAAUGUAUUUGGGUAUCUUGAGAAUGUUAAUUCCAUUUCAUUGUAAGUAUUUAUUCUGAUUAUUAGUGUCUUAUAGUGAAUUGACCAUCUUUGUACCAGGUAUCAUUUGCAUUGUGCUAUACUUUAUCUUGCAAUUACAUUUGAAUUACAUUUACUUAUAUUCCUAAUUUGCUAUAUCAACAAGCAUACACAUUCCCAACAUGUAGGCCCUGUGUGUGUUUUAACAUGUGUCUGCUUGCGUGUGUGUGUGUGUGUGUGUGUGUGUGUGUGUGUGUGUGUGUGUGUGUGUGUGUGUGUGUGUGUGUGUGUUUGGAUGUGCGUGUGUGGUGUAGGCUUUACAUUGUUUUUUUGUGUUUCUUUUUGUU